Molecule: messenger RNA, 1096 nt
Organism: Drosophila willistoni
Lineage: Eukaryota; Metazoa; Arthropoda; Insecta; Diptera; Drosophilidae
Product: protein big brother
Exons: 1
Coding region: 150-794 (214 amino acids)
Biological process (GO): regulation of transcription by RNA polymerase II
Cellular component (GO): nucleus; core-binding factor complex
Molecular function (GO): transcription coactivator activity; sequence-specific DNA binding
Source: RefSeq, a predicted model, not a curated record
AAUUCGGAGCUCAGAAAGCAAAAAUUGGCUAGCACAAACAUUUAUUUCUAGUAUUAUUAUAAUUUAAGCCGUUAAGUCAAACAAUUGCACGGUUCAAAGAAACGUUAUAAUCCGAGUUUGUGGAGAACCACUACCAUUACGCUGUCAAGAUGAUGAACGAUGCUGCAGCUCUGGCAAAUAUGAUUCCCUACGACACAAUUGGACUCUACGAGCAGCCCAAGCCCCGAUUCAUUUUCAAGAUGCCCCGUGUGGUGCCUGACCAGAAAUCCAAGUUCGAGAGCGAUGAGUUAUUUCGCCGUUUGUCGCGGGAGGGUGAGAUUCGUUAUACGGGAUAUCGGGAACGAUCCAUUGAAGAGCGACAAGCGAGAUUCCUAAACGGCUGCCGCGAAGGCCACACAGAGACAAGCUUUGUGGCAUCGGGCACCAAUCUUCAGUUGGUGUUCAAUGCAAAUCAGAAUCCCUACCUGCACGACAAAGAGUGCGAUUUUGAAAAGGAGCAUGGCAAGGUGCAUAUCAAAUCGUACUUUAUUAUGAACGGUGUAUGUGUGCGUUUUCGUGGCUGGCUGGAUCUGGAAAGGUUAGACGGCGUGGGAUGUCUAGAGUACGACGAGCGUCGCGCCAUGCACGAGGAUGCCAUUCUUCGCGACCAGAUCGAUCGUUAUAAUCAGCGGCUUCGCGAAUUUGAGGAUACCAAGCGAGCCUAUCGUGACAAUCGCCAGGAUGAGAUGGAGGCCGUACGACGGGGUGUCGUUUCUGGCGGAAUCGGUGUAGGAGCCAGUAUGUGGCGACGUUAGUUAGACCUUUGGACGGCAACUGUGUCCUCCCAGUCGCCGCAGCAAGAGACUCAAUUUGCAAAUAAUACUCAAUAUUUUAUGAAAAACUAUAAUGCUCCGUCAAACACUCUAUAAUAUGGAUCUGCUUAGGUACAAUUAUUCUAAGAAUUGCUCUCGAAUACACCUAUGUACAUAUAUGUACGUCUGUAAGCUCUUAGUCUGUAGGAAUAGUUUGUACUUUUUGUCUAACGUAUAGUUUUAUUAUUAAUCCCAGUAAAUGUCAAAUAGCGAAUAGUAUUCUAUUAAUUACUUAUAUAUAUUAA